Portunus trituberculatus (swimming crab) is the source of this 2427-nucleotide messenger RNA. RefSeq names its product 4-hydroxybutyrate coenzyme A transferase-like. The transcript is spliced from 10 exons. The record is from RefSeq and is a predicted model, not a curated record. The coding region runs from base 157 to 1545 and encodes 462 amino acids. Lineage: Eukaryota; Metazoa; Arthropoda; Malacostraca; Decapoda; Portunidae. Gene Ontology annotation, cellular component: mitochondrion. Gene Ontology annotation, biological process: acetate metabolic process. Gene Ontology annotation, molecular function: acetate CoA-transferase activity.
CACACACACACGCAAUCGAUCUGGCGGCGUCUGACUCUCUAAGGAGGACAGACAGAGAGGCAGUCAGUGUGUAGGUAACAUCGGUGCAGGGAGGACGUGUGUUUCCGGGGCUCCUCAUUCACACAUACACACACAGAGGCUGAGAGAGGAGGGGAAAUGGCGAGGUGGCUGCCUAGACUCAGAUCAGGGGCAAGAACAUACUAUACUUACUCCUCAGAGCCUUUCCACCCUCUCAAAAGGGCGCCGGCGUGGAGGUCGGCGGAGGAAGCUGUGUCAGUCAUCAAGUCAGGAGAUGUGGUGUUCAUUCACGGAGCGGCCGCCACGCCCCUCAAGCUGGUGCAGGCCAUGACGGAGCACGGCAAGAGGGCGGGACUCAAGGAUGUGUCAGUCUGUCACAUACACACUGAAGGCCCAGCUCACUACACGGACCCGUCUUGUGAAGGCAUUUUCCGCAGUAACUCCUUCUUCAUCGGGUCAAACUGCCGGCAAGCCAUUAAUGACGGACGCGCGGACUACGUGCCUAUCUUCCUCUCUGAAAUCCCGCUACUCUUCCACAAACACAUUAUCAACAUAGACGUCGCGCUUGUACAGGUCUCCCCGCCAGACAAACACGGGUUCUGUUCUCUCGGCACCAGCGUGGAUUGUGCAAGGGCGGCGGUACAGAAUGCCAAGUAUAUCAUAGGCCAAGUGAACCCAUGCAUGCCCCGGACGUUUGGUGACGGGGUGAUUCACAAGAGCCACUUUGACGCCAUGGUGGACGGCCUGGACAACCUCCCUGAGCACUGCCCCAAGCCGCGCUCUGAGGUGGAGAACGAGAUAGGAAGGCUAAUCGCUGAGGAGCUGGUGGAUAACGGGGCUACACUGCAAAUGGGCAUUGGCAACAUCCCUGACGCGGUGCUGGCCUCUCUGAAGGGACACAAGGACCUGGGUGUGCACUCGGAGAUGUUCAGUGACGGUGUCGUGGACUUGGUGGAGGCAGGCUGCGUUACUAACACUCACAAGUUCUACCACCCGGGCAAGAUUACUGGAAGCUUCUUGGUCGGCACACGAAGACUCUUUGAUUUUGUCGAUAAUAAUCCGUUUGUGGUGAUGUGUGACGUGUCCUUCGUGAACAACAUCCCAGUGAUCGCCAAGAACCCCCGCAUGACGGCCAUCAACUCCUGCAUCGAGGUGGAUUUGACUGGCCAGGUUGUGUCCGACUCCAUUGGCACCAGGAUGUAUUCAGGUGUGGGCGGGCAGGUGGACUUCAUUAGAGGCGCUGCUGUGGGGCGAGACGGGCUGGGCAAACCUAUCCUAGCCAUGCCUUCCACCACCAGCAGAGGCGAGUCCAAGAUUGUCCCCUUCCUGAAGCAAGGGGGCGGCGUGGUGACAACAAGAGCUCACAUUCACUACCUGGUGACGGAAUGGGGCAUCGCUUUUCUCUUCGGCAAGAACCUCCGUCAGCGAGCUUUCCACCUCAUCAACAUCGCGCACCCUGACCACCGCGAGGCCCUGGAGAAGGCGUCAUUUGAGAGGCUGAAAUGCAUGCCCUCCCCAGACCCCUAGAGAGAGAGAGAGAGAGAGAGAGAGAGAGAGAGAGAGAGAGAGAGAGAGAGAGAGAGAGAGAGAGAGAGAGAGAGAGAGAGCUCCCCCCCAGUGUGCUAUAUAUCAGAGAAGUCUUGCCGCCAGCUACUCGUGUCUACCUUAGUCAGUCCCAAUGUGUUCCUGAGUGGCCAUAAUAACGAUCUUCAUGGAAACCAGCCGUUACUAUUUCUGCCAAAGAUGAGAAGCAUUAAUAUUUUUGUAGAGAUGAUAAUGUUAUGUAUAUGAGGCCAAAUAUUCUUAAAACGGAUAGGUAGAUGAGACAUAUAUAACACGUAUCAUUAUUAUCAUUAUUAUUAUUAUUAUUAUUAUUAUUAUUAUUAUGGGGAAGAGGAAUUUUAACCUUAUUUUAUGUAGUUUCAGCUGAUCACACACACACACACACACACACACACACACACACACACACACACACAAACAUCCCAUUCUUUCAGCUAACUUCUCUCUGCCAUACCUGCUUGGGGACUGGCAUAUAAGUUGGGGGCCUUUUUGUUGCCCUUAGCCAUAAUUCCCUUGUUACAUGAAUAAAAGGAAACUAUACCACCACCUAACCUAUAUGUUACACCACUACAUAUAUAUCACACCACUAAAUGCACCUAGAUAGAAUUCACGCCACGCCACGCCACGCCACGCCACGCCAUGCCGCACGAUGCCUUAUAGCUUACUCUUCACCAUGCUCUCCCGCUGUACCCUUCCUUGUAACUAGAAACGCUCUGCUCUUCUGCUCUUUCACUACGACUAUUUUUCAGGGCCACAAAGAUAAGUAGCGGGGUUUUCAAGAGUGUUUCUACAGUCAAUAAUGCAGAAAUUUUGUCACUCAACCUCUAGAACCGUAAAAAAAAAAAA